Molecule: messenger RNA, 798 nt
Organism: Venustampulla echinocandica
Lineage: Eukaryota; Fungi; Ascomycota; Leotiomycetes; Helotiales; Pleuroascaceae
Exons: 3
Coding region: 1-798 (265 amino acids)
Source: RefSeq, a predicted model, not a curated record
AUGUCCGACUCACCUGAGCCAUCCGAGCCGGAGCAUCAAAGCAAACGUGCCAUGUUGGGAGCGUACUUGCACGACGGAUGGUCCAAAGGCAAGGAAAGAAGCAAAGACGAACUGCUCAAAGGCAAACUCGCCCUCCAACACUCCCUCGGGCUCGGCGCAAAACCAAACAUUAUACCGCCUGGCGAAGCCCGUGUCGAUGGAGACCUGCGCACAGUCGAGAUAGGAUGGCAUCCUGUCGCGGGCAUGGGCGGGAAAUGGUUUGCUGAGAAAUCCGGUGUGGGGGAGUUGAUCACCAAGAACAUCGGCGGAUAUCCCGACCCGACACAACAUUGGGCUGUCCUCGUUGGGGGGUACGUUCACCAGCUUUGGAUGGACGAGGAGCUUGAUGUGAUCUAUAUCAACGAGGAACUUGAUCGAGAAGAGUGGCAUACGUUUGAGGUUGGGGGGACGAGGUUUACGGACGAGGCGCUCAGGCAAGCCGGCGAAAUGGUGAUCCACAACAUGAGGGAGAAACGACCCGCAUACAAUGUGAUCAGCAACAACUGUCAAAAUUACGCAGUCCUUCUACUUGACGCUAUACAGAUCGGAGCGCACCAGGAGUUUGCAACAAGUUUUGCUGUAUAUCAAGCAGCUACAGGGGCUGGGACGAUUAAGGACCUCUUCGCCGAUAAACAUCCCGAGGAACAGAAGCCUCAUCCGGAACGACCAGAACUUCAUCGAGUAGAUACCGUGCAGAAUGCUCAGCAGGUUAUGGAUGAGAACACCACGAAGCUAGACAACCAUCGUUCGUUCUUCUAG